GGAAACUUUUAAUUUUGUGCUUCAAGAAACCUGAUUACUUCUUGGAUUGCUUUUCUACCUUGGUUUAGAAGAUAACUCGAGGAAAAUGGAAACAGAUGAGGCUCAAGAUAUGUCCCAAGUUUCAGGAAAGGAAAGUCCUCCAACUAGUGAUGUCCCUGAUGAUCCAGAUGAACCUAUGCCUAUACCAGAGGACCUUUCAACUAGUACUGGAGGUCAGCAGAGUUCUAAGAAUGACAGAAUCUUGGCUGGUAAUAUUAAAAUAGAGACUCAGAGUGAUGAAGAGAAUGGGCGUGCCUGUGAAAUGAAUGGGGAAGAAUGUGCAGAGGAUUUACGAAUGCUUGAUGCCGCAGGAGAGAAAAUGAAUGGCUCACACAAUGGCCCAGGCAGCAAGGCUUUGUCAGGAGUUGGAGGCAUUCGACUUCCUAACGGAAAGCUAAAAUGUGAUAUCUGUGGGAUAAUUUGCAUCGGUCCCAAUGUGCUCAUGGUUCACAAACGAAGCCACACUGGAGAACGGCCUUUCCAGUGCAAUCAGUGUGGAGCCUCCUUCACCCAGAAGGGCAACCUCCUGCGCCACAUAAAGCUGCACUCAGGUGAAAAGCCCUUCAAGUGUCACCUGUGUAACUAUGCUUGCCGUCGCAGGGAUGCCCUCACGGGACACCUGAGGACUCACUCAGUUGGCAAACCCCAUAAGUGUGGAUACUGUGGUCGCAGUUACAAGCAGCGCAGCUCUCUGGAAGAACAUAAAGAACGCUGCCAUAACUACCUUCAGACCAUGAAUCUCUCAAGCAGCAUCUAUCCAGUCAUAAAAGACGAAAGUAACCAGAGUGAAAUGGCUGAAGACCUGUGCAAGAUAGGGUCAGAAAGAGCCCUCGUGCUGGAUAGACUAGCAAGUAACGUCGCCAAACGUAAGAGCUCUAUGCCUCAGAAAUUUGUUGGUGACAAAUGCUUGCCCGAUCUUCCAUACGAUGCCAGCAUCAACUAUGAGAAGGAGAACGAGCUGAUGCAGACGCACGUGAUCGACCAGGCCAUCAACAACGCCAUCAGUUACCUGGGGGCAGAGUCCCUGCGCCCCCUCGUCCAGACACCGCCGGGCGGCUCUGAGGGAGUGCCCGUCAUCAGCCCCAUGUAUCAGCUCCACAAGCCUCUUGGGGACAAUCAGAUUCGCUCCAACCUCCCUCAGGACAGCGCAGUGGAAAAUUUGUUGCUGCUUUCCAAAGCCAAGUCUGUCUCCUCGGAACGAGAUGUCUCUCCCAGCAACAGCUGCCAAGACUCAACAGAUACAGAGAGCAAUAAUGAGGAGCGCAGUGGUUUGAUCUACCUGACAAACCACAUAGGUGCCCAUACAAGAAAUGGCAUUUCUAUAAAAGAAGAAAAUAGGCAAUACGAUGUCUUGAGAGCAGGCACUGACAAUUCCCAGGAUGCUUUCAAAGUGAUCAGCAGCAAUGGGGAGCAAGUAAGGGUUUACAAGUGUGAACACUGUCGAGUCCUUUUCUUGGAUCACGUGAUGUAUACGAUCCAUAUGGGCUGCCAUGGGUUCCGCGAUCCUUUUGAAUGCAACAUGUGUGGCUACCACAGCCAGGACAGGUACGAAUUCUCUUCCCACAUAACUCGAGGGGAGCACCGUUUCCACAUGGGUUAAAACACUGGCACAGAUCAAGCCUCAACAGCUGCGUUACUGGAGCUGCACGAGCCAUGACAGCAACAAAGCAGAAGUCAGCUGGACAGUAAAAGUCACGAGAGAAUCAUAAGUUCAGCAAUGUUCUCCCACAAGAACAGGGAUUUCAUUUUGGUAGCAUGCAUUGCAACUCAGUUUUCUAAAAUUCGUUUUUACUGAAAAUGUUUGAUCACCAAAAACCUUUAGUAAUGUAAGUAGGAGUUUUUGUAGUCACAUAGCUGAAAGCCCUUCCCUGAACUGAUGCUUCUUGCAAGCCCCUCUUGCCAGAACUCUUAACCACUUGCAGAGUGCUCCACACAGCGAGGACACAACAGGCAGCAGCAGCCAGGCUUUCUCUCUUAGCACACUGAGUG
Messenger RNA from Camarhynchus parvulus, 2028 nucleotides. RefSeq names its product IKAROS family zinc finger 1 (gene IKZF1). Gene Ontology annotation, molecular function: RNA polymerase II cis-regulatory region sequence-specific DNA binding; DNA-binding transcription factor activity. NCBI's taxonomy places the organism in Eukaryota, Metazoa, Chordata, Aves, Passeriformes, Thraupidae. The transcript has 8 exons. The coding region runs from base 86 to 1639 and encodes 517 amino acids. The record is from RefSeq and is a predicted model, not a curated record. Gene Ontology annotation, biological process: regulation of transcription by RNA polymerase II.